Molecule: messenger RNA, 1104 nt
Organism: Salvia hispanica
Lineage: Eukaryota; Viridiplantae; Streptophyta; Magnoliopsida; Lamiales; Lamiaceae
Source: RefSeq, a predicted model, not a curated record
AUGGCCACAACCAAAACCCUCUCUCUACCACAUCUCCUCCUCCUUUCUCUCAUCGCCGCCGCCGCCGCCGCUUCCUUCUCUCCAACCGAUCACUUCCUCGUGAACUGCGGCUCCAGCGCUGCCCAGACCUUGGAUGCCGACCACCGAGUCUUCGCAGGCGACGACCCGCGCUUCCUCGCGUCGACCCAGACGCUCCAGCUCGAGAGCUUAGAUCCGCCUUCUCCGCUCUACCGCACCGCUCGAGCCUUCACCCACCCCGCGCAUUACGUCUUCCCCAUCACAGAUCGCGGCGUUCAUCACCUCGAAUUCGCCAUCCCGGUCGACUCCGGCGAGUUGAAAAUCACGUUUCUGCCCUCCGAUAAAUCCGGAUUCGCGUUCGUGAACGCGAUUGAGGUGAUAACCGCUCCGAUUGACCUAAUUGCUGACGUGGCGCAGCUCGUGGACGCCGAGAAAAACGAGAGGAUUCAUGGAUUGCUGAGGAGCGGUUUCGAGACUGUGCAUAGGGUGAAUGUUGGGGGAUUCAAAGUGACGCCGUUUAACGAUUCCCUGUGGAGGACUUGGAUUACAGAUGAUGAGUUCUUCAAUUCGAUCGAGGGUUCCGAAACGGUUCACUUUGGGGGCAUAAUCAAGUACCGAAACGGCGGGUUAAGCCGAGAAGUGGGGCCGGAUAAUGUGUACAACACAGCGAGGGUGAUUCGGAGCAAAGAUAGCUCGAUUCCGAAAGUGAAUUUGACAUGGUCGUUUCAAAUCGAGAAGGGUUAUAGUCACAUGGUGCGUAUGCAUUUCUGUGAUAUAGCAAGUGUCUCCACAUACAUGUUGUAUUUCAAUGUGUAUGUGAAUGGCAACCUAGCAUAUGAGAAUGUGGAUUUGACGCAAAGCACCGAUGCGAUCCUGGCCUCGCCGUUCUAUGCUGACUUCGUGGUGGAUGAGGGGAGCUCGGGGAGCUUGGACGUGAGCGUGGGGCCGUCGAACAUGAGCUGGCCGCGGGCAGUUGAUGCCAUUCUCAACGGGAUUGAGAUAUGGAAGCUGAAUAACACGAUGGGGAGCUUUGGCGGAGAGGUGUGCCGAUUCCGUGUGGAGGAGCUGGAGGACAGGGCACACUAG